Messenger RNA from Macadamia integrifolia, 1335 nucleotides. RefSeq names its product protein GRAVITROPIC IN THE LIGHT 1-like. The transcript has a single exon. NCBI's taxonomy places the organism in Eukaryota, Viridiplantae, Streptophyta, Magnoliopsida, Proteales, Proteaceae. The record is from RefSeq and is a predicted model, not a curated record. The coding region runs from base 1 to 1335 and encodes 444 amino acids. Gene Ontology annotation, biological process: negative gravitropism; response to red or far red light.
AUGGAGUCUGCAACUAAACAUGCUAGAGCUUCUUCAAACAUAUCUGAUAUUGUCCAUAGAUUUGCGAAAGUUUGUAGAUUAAGAUCUACGGGAGUGUUUUCAGGUGAAAACCCUACCCACGACCACCGCAAAAGGGCCUCUUCUACUGGAGAUAGCAGCAAUACUACGGAUGAGAACGAGUUUGAUGAGCAGAAAAUCCAUCCCCAUCCCAUUGAAGGAACCCUAGUUGGAAGUGAUAAAGUGGCUGCUACUGCUGUGAUUCCGAAGCUAUUUGAUAGCAUUUCAGCUCUGAAACUAGCUUACAUUCAGCUUCAGGAGGCUCACAUUCCCUUUGACUCUGAAAAAAUCGAAGUCGCUGAUGACCUUGUUGUGUCCCAGCUCAAAGUCCUCUCUGACAUCAAGCGCUCCUACAAAGAGAAGCAAAUCACCAGCCCCAAGUGUGAUUCCACCUCAGGGAGUUCUCUUCUGUUUGCAGAGAUCCAAGAUCAUGAAAGCCGGUUGGAGAAAUUACAGUCUCAGAUCCAAGGCAAAGACUCCCUAAUCUUCGAACUUCGGCGAGAACUUGAGGGGUUGGAUCGUAAUAAUGCAUCUUUGGAAGAGCUGUUGAAGAGACGGAAAUAUCUUGAGGAAGAAAAUAUGGGACCUUGUAGGGAUUUGGAACCAAAUUCGUUCGUAGAAGUUUUCAACGCGGCAUCGAAGUCGAUUCACGAUUUUGCUAAGCCCUUGAUUUGUCUGAUGAAAGCUUCAUCCUGGGAUCUUGACCUUGCUGCCAACUCCAUUGAAGAAUCAGUAGUCUACUUGAAAAGAUCCCACAAGAAAUAUGCAUUUGAAGCCUAUCUGUCUCGCAGAAUGUUCCAUGGUUUUUUCCCCAAACUCCAUAAUUUGGAAGAUAUUACAAGGUUUAAAGACCCAUUUGAUGCUUUGGUUGCGGAACCAACUUCUAGUUUUGCGAACUUUUGCAGAUUAAAGUACCUCCUGGUGGUACAUUCUAAAAUGGAGGCAUCAUUCUUUGGGAAUUUGGAUCAGAGGACAUUUGUUAUGAGUGGGAAGCAUCCAAGGACACCACUAUACCAGGCGUUCGUGAAAAUGGCGAAGUGGGUUUGGGUUUUACAGGGACUUGCAGCCUCGGUGGAGGAUAAAGCUGAGAUAUUUGGGGUCCAAACAGGUAGCGAAUUCUCUGAGGAUUACAUGGAGAGUGUAGUGGAAGAUGAGGAUGAUGCCCUCGGGAUUGACAGGGAACAAGGAAGGCGCAUUGUUGGAUUUAUGGUCAUGCCUGGCUUCAGAGUGGGGAAGGCUGUGAUUAGAUCUCGUGUUUAUCUCUCCAAGAUGGAAUGA